UCAACAAUGUUUACGCAACGAAUUGUGAUAAUGUUUCCAGUGUCGGGUUUCUUUACGUAUAAAUAAAUCAUGUAUUUAUUUGCGGCUUUGCACUUAAUAAUUAGUUCUAGUCUGUUGUUAUUUGUUUUAUCAUUUAAUGAAACAGAACAAAAUGACAUUUUUCAACUUUUUUCUGAUUACAUCCGGCGUUUCAAUAAAAGUUAUGAAUUUGGAACAAUGGAAUUCAAGAAGCGAGAAUCAAUUUUCGAACAAACCUUGAGGAGAAUAGAAUGGCUGAACAAACAUAGAAAUUCUUCUCUGGAUGCUUUAUAUGGAAUAAAUCAGUUUUCUGAUUUAACUCCUGAAGAAUUCAAAAAAAUCACUCAUCUUAAAAAAUUUAAUACCACUGCAAAGAAAGCUUAUCCAUUGCAAAAGAAAUUAAUGACUAGUCAAAAUCCAAUUAGAGAUCUGCCGAAGAAAGUUGAUUGGAGGGAAAAGAAUAUUAUCACCCCAGUAAACAAUCAAGAUUCUUGUGGUGCUUGUUGGGCAUUCAGUUCUGUAGAAACUAUUGAAGCAAUGUAUGCUCUUAAAACAGGAGUGUUGGAACAGUGGAGUGUCCAGCAAGUUAUUGAUUGUGCAGCUGCCCCCAAUAGAGGUUGUGGAGGUGGUGAUACAUGCCUUACUGUUGAAUGGCUGUAUGAAAGUGGUGCAAAAAUUGUUCUAGCACAAGACUACCCUUUCACUGGGGAAACAGGAGACUGCAAAACUGUUCAGUCUGAAAAGACUGUCAGCAUUGCUAAGAAUUUUACAUGUGACAGCUUUGUAGGAGAGGAAUACCUUAUGCUUCUUCAUCUUGCUCAUCAUGGACCACUAAUUGCAGCUGUUGAUGCAACUGGAUGGCAAGACUACUUAGGUGGAAUAAUUCAGUUUAAUUGUGACAAUGAACGAAAUCAUGCAGUUCAGAUUGUUGGCUAUGACUUGACUGGUGAAAUUCCAUAUUACAUCGUCAGAAACUCUUGGGGGAUAGAAUUUGGUAAUGAUGGAUAUCUUAAUAUCGUAAUUGGGAAGAAUAUGUGUCGUAUUGCUGAAGAAGUUUCAGCUGUGGAUGUGAUUUAAUUCACGAUUCAAAGGAUUUGGAAUUAGUCUAUUUUCUUUAUUUAUUUUGCUAAAUUAUUGAUUGAUUUCAUAUUUAUUAUUCACAUAGCUACUUAAUUUUUAUUUUUGUUAAUGUGUUUUUAUAGAUUUUGAAUUUUAUUUUUGUAAAGGUUUUACAAAUCAGUUAUUUUGUUAGUUUUUUAGAAAUCAGAAUUUUUUUUUUUUUUUUUUUUAAAUUUUGUUGGCAGCAUUUGCUAAUUUAAAAAUUUUAUGUUAAUCUAUGCUCCAUAUCAGAGUUAGCAGACUCAAACAAUUUUGUACAAUUAUUUACUCUAGCUUGCAUUUUUGCAUUUUUUUUUAGAGUUUAUAUUGAUGAAAAUGAAAUUAAUUUUGUUUUAUAAUAACAAUUUAUAUAUAAAUUGCUUUUUUAUAUC
This is a messenger RNA of Argiope bruennichi, 1508 nucleotides long. RefSeq names its product cathepsin O-like. The transcript is spliced from 10 exons. Bases 70 to 1095 code for a protein of 341 amino acids. Gene Ontology annotation, cellular component: lysosome. Gene Ontology annotation, molecular function: cysteine-type endopeptidase activity. Lineage: Eukaryota; Metazoa; Arthropoda; Arachnida; Araneae; Araneidae. The record is from RefSeq and is a predicted model, not a curated record.